Molecule: messenger RNA, 1026 nt
Organism: Penicillium cinerascens
Lineage: Eukaryota; Fungi; Ascomycota; Eurotiomycetes; Eurotiales; Aspergillaceae
Exons: 2
Coding region: 1-1026 (341 amino acids)
Source: RefSeq, a predicted model, not a curated record
AUGAUGGCAUACACUCCACGCCCACAAUUUUUGUUAACCCUCUUUCGCGAACUCUUCAAUACUAUCAUCUACUCCGCAGGAAAUGAUCCACUACUUGCGCAAACUCAUCGAUUUGUUCAGAAAGGCCCUGCUCAAACCAACAAUGUUUUACUUUUAGCACCUAUUUUUCUCGGUAUUAUCCUCAAACUUCUAAUCGAAUACAUCAUUGGCCACGUCUUAAUGUCUAUCUUAAUCCUCGAAUCUGUGGAGAAGCAGGUCAAUAUCUCUGAGGUCGGAGACAAGAAGCUAGCCCCCUCAAGUCGUUACUUGCUCCAAACUAGUGCCGUCCUUUACCGCAGAGGGGGUUUCCGCCUUCUCCUGAAUGGCAUCGGUUCCGCUUGUACCUACUGGGUGACGCACACCUUGUUGACGAAAAUAUCAACUAUUCUGCUUCCUACUCCGGUGGCGUAUAUUAUUGCAUCAGUCCUGCUCGCGGAGACCCAUUUCUUCUGGACCGCGCACACCAUCCUUCCUCGCGACCAGCUGCGCUUCGUGUCUAGUCCCCGCGAUCGCCGACGAUGGAAAGCUCUGGCACUUCCCACUUUGAUCUACUCCGCGGCCGAAGCAGUGAUGAUGUAUUUGCCGGCUCUAUUCGACAGCACUCUUGCUCCGUCGUCAAACGAGAACGUCACAAUAGAGGGGUUAUCGUAUAUUGUGAGAUCCGAUAUCCUGAUAUCGGCGCUCAUGCUCUUUACCCAGCUGUCUCUUCUCCUUCCCUCUUAUAUUAUGUUAAUUUUAGUGCAGGCCAGUCUUCUGCCACCCAGAUGCGAGACGCUGAUUUUAAGGCCGUCACGAGAGCAGCAGCCAGGUAUACGGGUAGGAGAGAUCUUUUCGGCGGCCAACCGAGGACCGCUACAGGCACGGGAGGCGGCGCAGAUGAUUGGGACACGAAGGUUGCUUUAUUGUCUGGAAAUGCAUGGAAAGAUGUGUUUAUGUUUGCUUGUAAUUACCGCUACGGUGCAUUUGAUGGUCUACUCUAUCUUGUAA